Branchiostoma floridae (Florida lancelet) is the source of this 3576-nucleotide messenger RNA. RefSeq names its product formin-like protein 5. Bases 112 to 1023 code for a protein of 303 amino acids. The record is from RefSeq and is a predicted model, not a curated record. The transcript is spliced from 5 exons. Lineage: Eukaryota; Metazoa; Chordata; Leptocardii; Amphioxiformes; Branchiostomatidae.
CUUAUCGGACAAAAAAAUAUCAAAUUUGUCCCCUAUAAUCAAGUGUCGCAUUCCAAUGAGGAUUGGUUCCUGAUCACGUGAUUUCAGAUAGCACGAAUUUCAAAACCCAAGAUGGCUGCCGUGGAUAAAGAAAAUCAACCUGAGCCAACACCACCCACCCCUGAGGCAGACAGUAGUGUGGAAGGUGAGAUGUACAGCUGGCAGGACAGGAGACUGUCCAGGUCUGCCAGGAAACGGGCGCUGGAACAGAGGAGAGAAGAACUGCUGGAUGAAACACCUGAAGAGGAAGAAGACAUCACAGCCAUACAAGACAAUGUAGUGAGUGAGUGGAUCAGCCUGUUACAGGAGAGGGACAGACUUCUGAGGGAACAGGUCAAUGAGGACAACCAGAGGCUGAUGGAUGAGUACAUGCGGGACCUGUUCUUCAUCCUGCAGCGAAUGGGAACCCUGGACAGCUCGGCCGUGCCCCCCGCGCUGAAGACCAGCCUGAUCCACGUGUACGGGGAGGUCCUGAAGUACUGCCACACCCAGGACCUGGACGUGUCACAGAUGUCAGACUGUCAAUCAUCUGUAGCUCCGCCCCCAUCACCGAUCACACAGGCACCUCCCCCUCCUCCUCCACCACCCCCUCCCCCUCCUCCUCCUGCUAUAGUUGUAACCAGCCCUAAGAAAACAGCAUGUAGUGAACUACCCGUACCUAACCUACAGCCUAAGAGGAGGAAGCUGGGGAUGCAAGCAGCAACACCACAGACCCCGAUCCACAGUACACCACUACGACCAUCUCUACAUGGUGACUUGCAGAGGUUGAUCAAGUCUGACCUGCGUAGGAGUCUGCGUAAGACGGACUGUGUGCGAUCCCCGGGAGGCACACCCGCCAGGCGGAGGGACCAACCCGCCUUCGACAGCAUGGGGAACUGGAUGGUCAUCGGUCUGCAGAAGAAGUUCCGCAAUGUGCAAUACAGCCCCACCACCACCACCCCCAACGACUCUACAGAGGAUUCCUUCUGCCUGAGUGUGGACUGAGGUUUUAAUGAGCUAUCUUGGAGACCAUGAAUUGGUGAAUUCCAUGGCCAUAUGUAGAUUUUCCUCGUGCAAAAGCCUUACCACUAAAAGUCGUGAAUUCCAUGCACGAGGACUCUUUUUUAAAUUUCACUGCUGCGGUAUUCACCACUUUCAUUGAUUAAGUUCACGGCUAUAGAAUUAACCAGUCAAUGGUCAACUGAUUGUGGAGUAGAGUACAAGAUUACACAUAUCAAAGUAGAGAUUAAAUACAUGCAAAGAAAAUGGUGCUGCAAGAGUGUGCAAGCAUACAUGUCUUAACUCCAUGAUUCCUCUUAGAGUCAAACCAUUACAGGAUUCUAAUUUGAUGUUAUUUUUCUAAUCAAGGAAAACUACAAGCAUGUAGAUAAGAUGGUGUUGUCUAGGCCUGACUGGGUGUUGGCUGCCUGGCUGAUAGUGCAAGAUGGAGAGACCUAAAUGUUCAAGUCACCAUACAGUGAACAGAUUGGAAAUUGUAUGGCAUAUAAAGGAAUAUAAUCUUGGGGUACUUAGGUAAAGCACUAAUUAUUCUCAAAAAAAUACCACAAUUGUGCAAUAGUUGGGGUGUCAUGGGGAAAAUGAGAUAGAUUACAGAGAGGUCCAUCCUUAGUGUUUGCAUAAGUGUGUUUAUUUGUCUUAGCAACUAAAUCUAAACAAUACAUACAUUGUCACCAUAUAAUCCUCCAUAGAGGAAAGUGAUGCAACAAUAGAUAAGGUAAUAGGAGCCCACACCAUUAUUUGAUUAUCUGUUCAAAUUAGAACUAGAUGCUUUUAAAAGAUUAAAAUUGGAUGCUACGCUUCAAAUCCUUCCUGCUGCACUGUUUUACAUAGAGCAAGUUUUCAAAUAAUUUGAAGUGUAGUUAAGUACAGUUGAAGUGUAGAGUACAUUUGUUAUUAAAUGAUAUUGGCAAAAGUUGAAUAUAUUGCUGCUUUAAUGGAAAUGACAGUUGAUGACCUUCCAACAUCAUUAGAUUCAAAUCUGCACUUGGAUUGCAAGUAAAGGAAAGACUCUUGGGUUGGAUAAAGCUGUCUAAAUUGGCUGUUAAAUCUUUUGUUUCCUUGUAGCAAGAACCCUUUAUGUGUGCUAAUGUUGUCUGGUAAUGGUUUCUUCCAACCAAAUCCCCAUCUGUCAGCCUUAUAAUUAACACUACCAGCUGCUCGCUUCCAGAUGCAAGCCUUAAAAUUUGCUUUACGACAGUUGUGCUCACCACCGUCUUUAUUGAACAGUCCAAUUAACGACUCCGGUGACUCCCUAACUAGAUCAGCGGGGUGCAAAUGAAGUAGAGACUGGUCCUACAUAUCAAUGAGGAACACUGUCAUAGGUUUCAGGAUUCAGGUCACCAAAAUGUUUAUAUGCAGAAUGUGCUGUAGCAUUCAUUUAGGGAUCGUUCAGGGUUCAUCUAAUUAAAUCAAGGUGGCAAAAUCAGGGGCUAUCAGCCACUUACUGUGAUUAGAUGUGUUUUGUUGUUUGUAUCCUAUAUUUCCAUGCAUCCUGCUUAAUUUUUUGUCUUACUAUAAUUUGUACAUCAAAACUAUAGCAAUGCAUGAUGUGUUCAUGAUGUUGCAUGAAAUACAUAUUCAAUUGCACUGCUGCUGGUGGCAUUUUCAGGCCAGGUCAUGUUAAUAGGUUGUUUCUCAGAUUCAAAAGAAUCAUGUUAAGCUAUAAAAAUUUAUAGAAAAUGGAGUUCAAAGAGAAAGAGGGUACCAGGUAUCUUGGUUAAACAAUUUUAUGCAGUGAAUAUGAAGUAAGAUACUAGUUUCCAUCUUGUCUUCUUGCUUGAUUCAUGAUCACUUGAAAAUGUAUAAAAAUCAAAGUUAAUGUGGCCUGAAUAGGUAAUAGUUAGGGAUAUCCAUGUUUUUACUAUGCAACCUUCAUGUGAUUUGUGUUGUUAGUUAUAGAUGUAGACCAAACUCAUUACAGGCAUACAACCUUAGAUUUGAUUACCAUUAGAUGGAAACUUGGUUAACUGCAGAACAAGGUCAGUUUUGGGAAUUGCCAAAGCAGGACUCAUCACUCAAUGCAUCAGUCAAAGACAUUGUCUGGUGACCUUUGAAGUCAAGAAAAGAUUAUGAAUUUACAAAGAUUUGGACAAGUAAGGGUUAACCUUGUCUUAUGGGAUUGAAAAGGGGCUCACCUGUAAACUUGAAUAUGAAAAUGAAUUUCUAUACUGUCAAUUGGAACUGCAUUUUUCUGUCAUUGUAUUCCAACUGCUAUUUACUGUAAAAUAUGACUUGUUAUCAUUUAGUGAGAAUGUAACCCUGGCAAUGAUUUACUGUAAUUUGAUGCAUUGAUAAACACAUAUAGCCUGAGGAUUUGAAAAUGUACAAUUUGUUUGUACUUUGUGCACAAGUGCAGAGAUGGAACAUCUUGUUUUUGUCACUGUGCACAUUUUAUCUGUGCAAUAUGAUAAUAUUUAAUCUUGAUGUUUUGCAAUCAAUGAUGUAAUUUGAUGAGCUGCUCUUGCCACUUAUAUAGAAGAUGUGAUGCCAGUAAAUGUCUUUUGAAAUAAACUCUGAAUUUAUGCUUAUGUACCAUAA